AUGUUGCUUUGUCGCAUAACUUGGGCUAUCUUUGCCCUUGCUGCUGGCUCCUACGCUGCUGAUCAAGACAUUCUUACCAUCUUGAACCAGCAAACUGGGAUUUCCACCUUCACUGGAUAUCUCCAACAGUUUCCGGGCCUGAUUGACCUGUUGAACAAUGGCACUUUCAGUGUCCUGGUACCGAACGACCAAGCGAUCUCGACAUUCACAUCGGCAAACCAAGAUGUGACCGAAGACGAACUUCUAGCAUUACUUCAGUACCACUGCGUAAAUGGCACUCAUCCGUCGGCUACCUUUGGCUUACAGCCACUAUUUGCGCCGACUCUUCUUACCAACACUAGUUACACCAACGUGACUGGUGGGCAGGUGGUUGAGAUCACCAUGCUAAAUAACACGCCUACAAUCUUGUCUGGCGUAAAGGCUGCGUCGCAGAUCGUUGAACCUGAUAUCCUUUACAUUGGCGGCCUCAUUCAAAUCGUCGAUUCAGUGCUGACCAUACCCAUCUCAUUCCCAGCGACCAUCACCAAAGCCGGGUUGACUGACCUCAUCGCACUGUUAAACAAGGGCGGCUGGUUAACGCCAACCUCGCCGGCUGCCACGAUCGUCAACACCCUAUCCGACCUUACCGUCUUUGGUCCGAACAGUCCUCAAUUCGGCGCAUCAUUCACAGGGUGGGACGGCCUGACCGAAGCGUCCUUGCUCGAAAUAUUUCAGUAUAGCAUUUUACAGGGGGAGGUGCUCUAUUCUUCAGAGUUCAAGAACAACUCAGAGCUCCCCACCCUGCUCAACCAAUUUAGCCUGACCAUGAGGAAUAUCAGCGGCGGCUUCUACGUCGACACAGCACUGAUAACGACCACUGACUAUCUUACUUCAAACGGAGUACUGCAAAUCAUUGACUCUACCUUGGACCCCAACACCACGGGCACAGUUCCAACUUCUACACCAGUUCCCUCAUCGUCAGGAGGUUCAAGCGGACUCAGUGCUGCCGCUGGCGCAGGUAUCGGCAUCGCCAUCGGCGCUGUUAUACUCGGCGGUGCUCUCGUGGCAGCCCUUUACUUACGGAGCAAGCGUCGUGGACAAGGUGGUGGCGGCAUGAUGGGCAUCGGCAUGUUCGGCAGGCGACAGCGGCUUGACGGAGAGUCACGCGAGCGCGUCGGCCACACUACCGAUCCCGACGGACCGCCACCAACCUAUGAGCUGGAUGCAAAGUCGAUAAGAGCAGGUAGACACGGGGGAAGAGACGCCUCGAGCACGCACGUGUUCGAAAUUCAUCAUCCGCCGAAACCGCCCUCACCUCUGGAGAUUGACGGCAACGAAAGAAGUAGGAUCAGUAUCACUAUUCAAGGAAGUCCCCCACGGCACUUGGGCUUUCAAGCACGAUAUUGA
Molecule: messenger RNA, 1386 nt
Organism: Exophiala viscosa
Lineage: Eukaryota; Fungi; Ascomycota; Eurotiomycetes; Chaetothyriales; Herpotrichiellaceae
Exons: 5
Coding region: 1-1386 (461 amino acids)
Biological process (GO): macroautophagy
Cellular component (GO): fungal-type vacuole membrane
Source: RefSeq, a predicted model, not a curated record